Pipra filicauda (Wire-tailed manakin) is the source of this 1050-nucleotide messenger RNA. Its product is annotated as keratin, type II cytoskeletal cochleal-like. Gene Ontology annotation, cellular component: keratin filament. The annotation marks the transcript as partial. Lineage: Eukaryota; Metazoa; Chordata; Aves; Passeriformes; Pipridae. The transcript has 6 exons. Gene Ontology annotation, molecular function: structural constituent of skin epidermis. The record is from RefSeq and is a predicted model, not a curated record. Gene Ontology annotation, biological process: keratinization; intermediate filament organization.
GCCAUGAACCGCUCCGUCAGCUUCAGCUCCCGCUCGGCCGCCGGCCCGGCCGUCACCCAAGUCCGGGUGAGCUCCGUGUCCUCCACCCGCGGGCUCGGCGGCCCCGGGCUCGGCCGCGCCGGCGGCUUCGGCAGCUCCAGCCUCUACAGCCUGGGCUCGGCCAGGAGGGUCUCCACGGCGGGGAGCGGCUCCUACAGCGUCCGCUCGGGAUUCGGCCUCGGGAGCGCGGGACUGGGGGCCCUGAGCCCCGGCGGCAUCCAGGAGGUGACGGUGAACCAGAGCCUGCUGACCCCCCUGAACCUGGAGAUCGACCCCAACAUCCAGAGGGUGCGCAAGGAGGAGAAGGAGCAGAUCAAGACCCUCAACAACAAGUUCGCCUCCUUCAUCGACAAGGUGCGGUUCCUGGAGCAGCAGAACAAGAUGCUGGAGACCAAGUGGACCCUCCUGCAGGACCAGAAAACCACCCGGAGCAACAUCGGGCCCAUGUUCGAGACCUACAUCAGCAACCUGCGGCGGCAGCUGGACGGGCUGCUGGGGGACAAGGGGCGGCUCGAGGGGGAGCUCAAGAACAUGCAGGACCUGGUGGAGGACUUCAAGAACAAGUACGAGGACGAGAUCAACAAGCGCGCGGCGGCUGAGAACGAGUUCGUGGUGCUCAAGAAGGAUGUGGACGCUGCCUACAUGAACAAGGUGGAGCUGGAGGCCAAGGUGGACGCGCUGACGGACGAGAUCAACUUCCUGAGGGCUUUCCAAGAGGCGGAGAUCAACGAGCUGCAGGCCCAGAUCUCCGACACCUCGGUGGUGCUUUCCAUGGACAACAGCCGGAGCCUGGACCUGGACAGCAUCAUCGCCGAGGUGAAGGCGCAGUACGAGGACAUCGCCAACCGCAGCCGCGCCGAGGCCGAGGCCUGGUACCAGAGCAAGUACGAGCAGCUCCAGGUGACGGCCGGGAAACACGGGGACGACCUGAGGAACACCAAGAACGAGAUCACGGAGAUCAACCGGGUGAUCCAGAGGCUCCAGGGGGAGAUCGAGAGUGCCAAGGCCCAG